AUUUAUGAAUAAUAUGAACCAGGAGGAGAUUGACACUCAAGAAAUAAGUCUUCGGCAUCAAGGUUUUGCCACAGAACCCAGAAUCACUGAAGAAACUAAAGAAGAUUCUCAAAAGAAGCCAUACUUCAUUGAGUGUGAAGACACUACAUCAGAGAAAUCAGAGCCCUACACUAAAGUAAAGUUCAACAAGGUAGUCCAAGUUGUCGAAUACUCUUGUCCCACAGAAUCCAGUAAUAUUGACACUGAAGAAGAGAUUCAAUCCGAAGAAGUCUCCGAUUCGAGUGAUGAACUGCAGUUCAACCCUCCUCCUAUAAACAACAUUAAUGUUGAAAUCGAGAUGGAAAAAGCAAGUAGCUUCUCUGGGAAUAAUCCCUCCACUUUAGAAGUAAUCAAUGGACUCAAAAGCGCUAAUCCAGCUUCUUCGACCAUUUCUAGCAGUGACGAAAAAGACCCUAAAAAUAAUUGACCAGCUGGCCCCUCCUCAAAAUCCUCUAUGAUGACUCGAAUAUUAAUGGCUAAGAAGAACAACGCUCUGAGCCAAGGAAAUGAAGAAAAUGAGAACAAUAACUUACCAGAGGGACCUGUGAAAGACUUAAGCCCUCUAGUUUCCAGAAAUGCAAAUAACACAAAAAUUGGAGGCUCUGAUAUCAAACAGUCCUCCCCUCUGAGUUGGUCGCUUCCUAAGCCGAAGGAGAAUAUCAGUAAGAUCAGGUGCCAGCCAGGUCAGUACCAAAAGAAAGGGUACCUUGAUAAAAUUCUAAAGAAAGGGCGCUAUAAAUCCUUCCUGACCACAUCAGCGAAUGUGAGUGGAAAGAAAGUAAACCAGUCUCGAAAUAAACAUAACUGGAAUAGUAAUGCUUCAGUCUCUCCAUUAUCAUCAUUCAGAGGGAAUUCCACCUGAACCCCGCUCAAGAAGGCUUCCUUUAUCAGCGAUCUGAGCAAGUCUAAAAAUCCUAAGAGGAAAAACCGUAAUAAGAAUUUUGGCUUGAGGAAAUCAAAAUCCACAAAUACCCUAAAUCCUGAGAAAUUGACCCAGAAAUACAGCAAGGAAAGGGAACAACUUGAGAAAAGAGCUAGGGAAAUCAUGAGCCAAAGUAAUAGGUCAUCCUCCCGAAAAAAGAAGGUAAAGGUCGUUUCAAAAAGGAACUCAAGUAGAGACCAACCAAAGACUAAGCCACCAACACUCCGGUCAAGGAGAGUUAAUGACUCCUUGAAGUCUAACCAGACUUCAAGAAAUCUUAUGUCUUCAAGGACUUCUUCGUUCCUGGCUAAGCCCCCUGUGUAUCAGUCAAAACCACUGAGCGCUAAGAGUAUUAAGCAGAGAGCUUUAAAGAAAAGGUCUCUUGACAGAAUAAGAGGGAACAUAAAUAAGGAUUAUAGACUAUCCUGGAUUAAAUAGCAAGAGCAAAGAAGACAAAGAGAAUACCUCGAAUCUUAAUUUCAACAUUCAUCAGCCAGCUUCGUUGACUGAUGAAUGAAAGAAGAGGGUGAAUGAUAUCCCUGAGACUAAAGCUGCUCAGGCUUCUCAAAAUUUGCACAGUUUUACCACCAAUGAGGAUGUAAAGACCCUGUUGUACCAGAACUGCCAAGAAGUGCUCCAAAAGAAAGCGGAUCAACAUACAAUUGAUGAUAUAAGCGCAAUCAAGAAUAGUACAGACCUGGAUGAUGAGAGCAACACUCAGCCUCCUAUAAUGUCGGUUCUCAAAGUUGACUCCUCCUCAAAGGAGGAAAUUGAGUCAAAUCAAUCGUAUGGAUGAUGAUCUGUAGAAAUAGUAAAAAGUACAGUUCACUAUCCGCUCGAUGGGCCUCCAGUAGAAGUUUUACAUUUCAAGAAAGAAAAUCCAAAAUCAAGAAUGUAUCAAAAAUUCAUGACUACAAAUGCUUCAAAAGAUACAGCUAGCAUUCCCACUUCAGAGGGAGUUUGUUUCGAUGCCGCUAAAUCAGAUCCUUUUUUACCUAAAUAAAUUAUCAUUUAAUUCCUGAAGCUCCGUAGAAAGCUCUCCAAACGUCCAAAAACCUCUAAACCAACCAGAAACUCACAAAAUGGGGCAAGAACUUCCUCCAAAGCAGCCACCCCAAAAUCUUCCAAAAUACCCCUUAAAAUCUCCAGAAACCCCUAAAAAGCCUUUAAAAAAUCCAGCUUAUUCCAAAGAGCUCAUUCUUAAGCGGAUCUCAUACCUAAAAUCAAAAACUGGGAGUACUGAAUUCCAAAAUUUCCCAUAAAAUCACAUUUUAACUCAAUUAUCAUUUUCUAUA
Molecule: messenger RNA, 2256 nt
Organism: Moneuplotes crassus
Lineage: Eukaryota; Ciliophora; Spirotrichea; Euplotida; Euplotidae
Source: the annotation of a GenBank genome assembly